This is a messenger RNA of Psammomys obesus (fat sand rat), 763 nucleotides long. It is a transcript of the gene Mrpl32, whose product is annotated as mitochondrial ribosomal protein L32. Lineage: Eukaryota; Metazoa; Chordata; Mammalia; Rodentia; Muridae. Gene Ontology annotation, molecular function: structural constituent of ribosome. Gene Ontology annotation, cellular component: mitochondrial large ribosomal subunit. Gene Ontology annotation, biological process: translation. The record is from RefSeq and is a predicted model, not a curated record. The coding region runs from base 51 to 614 and encodes 187 amino acids. The transcript is spliced from 3 exons.
UGGGCGGACGUGCGCAUGCUCCCAGCAGGCGUCCCGCUGUUGUGAGGAACAUGGCUCCCGCGCUGCUGCUGCUGUCGCUUCGGUGGCCAGGGCACCCGGGACCGCUCCAGAGGUGCUGGGAGCUGCUGCAACGGCAACUGCAGCAGAGCUGGAACGGCUUUGCCAGUCCUCAGUGGGCACCAGCAUUAGCAGUCCAGGGUCCAUCUGUCCUCACAGAACUACCGCACGAUACCAGUGGAAAUGAGGAGAAUUCCAGCUUUUUAGAGAGUAUCUUUUGGAUGGCAGCUCCCAAAAACAGACGCACCAUUGAAGUUAAUCGGUGUAGGAGAAGAAACCCUCGGAAGCUUAUUAAAAUUAAGAACAAUAUAGACAUUUGCCCUGAAUGUGGUCACCUGAAGCAGAAACAUGUCGUCUGUGGCUAUUGCUAUGAGAAAGUUCGCCAGGAGACAAAAAAAAUCAGACAACAAAUAUGGGCUCAAGAGGGGGGCCCUUUUAAAGCUCCUUCUGUAGAGACUGUGGUCCUAUACACAGGAGAGAAACCGUCAGAGCAGGAUCAAGGGAAGAGGAUUGUUGAACGAAGCAUAAAGAGGCCAUCUUGGUUCACCCAGAAUUGACACUAAAGAAGUUAAAAGGGUAAUUUCAUCGUAAGGCAGUCUCAAAAAUCAGGAGUCUUUAUUUUCAUGUUGUUCGUGUUUUCACAUCAUCAAUGUAUUUUGAAAUGGACUUUAUUAUAAAUAAACUUAACAUUUAUGCAAAAGCUGAA